UGCAGGAGAACUACGAGACGGUGACCUCGCUGGGGUUUCCCAUUCCCAAACCUGAGCUGAUCACCCAGCUGGAACAAGGGGAAGAGCCGUGGGUGCCCGAUCUCCAGGCGUGCGAAGAAAGAGAGAGCCCAAGAGGCACUCGCACAGGUGAAGACUGACACAGAAACCUUCUGGGGAAUGAAGGAAAAAGUUGAGAAUCCCAAAAAUAUGCAGGUGAUAAGAGAGUGAGUGAGAAUGAAGAGGAGAAUCAUGAUGCAGAUGUUCCUGGUAAAGUGGAACCACAGGAGACCUUUAUGGGAAGAGCUGAAGGGAAUUUUUCCCAGUGCUGGGAACAGGGAGAAGCUUGUGGAAAUUGGCACAGGUCAGAGAAGCUUGUGGGAAACCACCCAGAGAAGAAAGCGGAUGAAUAUAUUAUCCGUGGGAGAGGAGACAAGGAUCCCAGAGCACAGCAGACAAAUCCAAAGCAAGAGACACCCUGGCACUGCCUGCAGUGUGGGAAAAGAUUCAUUCUGAGCUCACAGCUUGUAACACAUCAGACAAGCCAUACUGGAGAGAAACCCCUUCAAUGCUUGGAUCGUGGAGAAAGCUUUAGCAACUGCUUAGACCUUAAUAACCAUGGCAGACGCCACACAGAAGAGAACCCCGCUCAAUGCCUCGAGUGCAGGAAAUGUUUCAUUUGGAAGUCAGAAAUAAUUACACAUCAUAUAAGCCACACAGGAGAUAAGUGCAUGGACUGUGGAGAAAGUUUCAUACAGAGUUCAGACCUUGAUAAACAUCAGAGAAUCCACACAGGAGAGAGACCUCACAAGUGCGUGUACUGUGGGAAAAGUUUCAGGUGGAGGUCAGCCCUUUUUAAACACCAGACAAUCCACACAGGAGAGAGACCCCAUAAGUGCUUAGACUGUGGAAAAAGUUUCAUAUGGAAGUCAGACCUUGUUAAACAUCAGGCAUUCCACGCAGGAGUAAGAUCCCAUAAGUGUUUAGUCUGUGGGAAAAGUUUCAUACGGAGGUCAGACCUUGUUAAACAUCAGAGAAUCCACACAGGAGAGAGACCUCACAAAUGCAUGGACUGUGGAAAAAGUUUCAUACAGAGAUCAGACCUUGCUAAACAUCAGAGAAUCCACACAGGAGAGAGACCUUACAAGUGUGUGGACUGUGGAAAAAGUUUUGUACAAAAGUCAGCCCUUGUUAAACAUCAGAGAAUUCACACAGGAGAGAGACCCCAUAAGUGCUUGGAUUGUGGGAAAACGUUCAGAAUCACAUCGGCCCUUGUUUUCCAUCAGAAAAUCCACACAGGAGAGAGACCCCAUAAGUGCUUACACUGUGGAAAAAGUUUCAUAUGGAGGUCACACCUUAUUAAACAUCAGGCAUUCCACACAGGAGUAAGAUCCCAUAAGUGUUUAGUCUGUGGGAAAAGUUUCAAACAAAGGUCAGACCUUGUUAAACAUCAGCGAAUCCACACAGAAGAGAGACCUCACAAAUGUGUGGACUGUGGAAAAAGUUUCAAACAGAGGUCAGACCUUGCUAAACAUCAGAGAAUCCACACAGGAGAGAGACCUCACAAGUGUGUGGACUGUGGAAAAAGUUACAUACAGAAGUCAGACCUUGUUAAACAUCAGAAAAUCCACACGAGAGGGAGAUCCUAUACGUGUUUGGACUGUGGGGAAAGUUUCAGAAUCCCAUCAUCACUUGUUUUACAUCAGAGAAUCCACACAGGAGAAAGCCCCCAUAAGUGCUUAGAAUGUGGGAAAAAAUUUGUACGGCGGUCAGAUCUUAUUAAACAUCAGGUAAUCCACACAGGGGUAAGAUCCCAUAAGUGUUUAGUCUGUGGGAAAAGUUUCAUACGGAGGUCAGAUCUUGUUAAACAUCAGAGAAUCCACACAGGAGAGAGACCUCACAAAUGUGUGGACUGUGGGAAAAGUUUUAUAGAGAGGUCAGCCCUUGUUAAACAUCAGAGAAUCCACACAAGAGAAAACUCUCAUAAGUGCUUAGACUGUGGAAAAAGUUUUAUACGGGGGUCUUGGCUUGUUAAACAUCAGAAAAUCCACACAGGGGAGAAGCCCAAUCAGUGCGUGGGCUGUGGGAAAAAUUUUGUACGGCGGUCAAACCUUAUUAAACAUCAGGCAAUCCACACAGGAGAGAGACCCAACAAGUGCUUAGACUGUGGGAAAGCUUUUGUAUGGAGGUCAGACCUCAUUAAACAUCAGGUAAGCCACACAGGAGAGAGACCCUAUAAGUGUUUGGAAUGUGGAAAAUGUUUCACAUACAGAUCACAUCUUAAAGCACAUCAGAGGAUCCACACUGGAGAGAGACCCCAUAAGUGUUUGGACUGUGGGAAAAGUUUCAUAAGCCGAUCAGCCCUUGUUUCACAUCAGAGAAUCCACACUGGAGAGAGACCCUAUAAGUGCUUGGACUGUGGGAAAAGCUACACACGGAGCUCACACCUCACUAAACACGGGAGAAUCCACACAGGAUCUAAACUUCUGUGACACGUGGCCAGGAAGGGUUAAGCAACUUGCAGGCUAAUUGACCCAGAUUCAACCUUUAGGUUAGAGUUGUCUGUAAAUGCUAAUUAGGGCCAUUCCACAAUAGAUAAGCUAGAGCUUUGAAAUGUAAACUUUUAUGGUUAAAGAACUGGAAGAAGCUAGUAAUUGUAAUUGUCUAUGUUUACUUACAUCUUGUUAGAGGUUAACAGUGUAACCAAAGAGUUCCUGUCUAGGGUUGUAUUCUGUUCAAUCUGAGAUGGAAAGGAAAUAUUAACAUAUAGAUAAAAUUUCGGUGUAAUAAUGUCAUUGUCUACAUGUCUCUUUAAAGUUUGUGGUAAACUGUUCAUUAACUGCUUUAUGGAUAUUUACCUUGUUUUAAUCCAUGUAAUUAAUUACCAGUGAUGUUUACGAA
Messenger RNA from Mauremys mutica (yellowpond turtle), 2898 nucleotides. RefSeq names its product zinc finger protein 271-like. The record is from RefSeq and is a predicted model, not a curated record. Gene Ontology annotation, biological process: negative regulation of transcription by RNA polymerase II. Bases 294 to 2489 code for a protein of 731 amino acids. Gene Ontology annotation, molecular function: DNA-binding transcription activator activity, RNA polymerase II-specific; DNA-binding transcription repressor activity, RNA polymerase II-specific; RNA polymerase II cis-regulatory region sequence-specific DNA binding. The transcript is spliced from 3 exons. Gene Ontology annotation, cellular component: nucleus. Lineage: Eukaryota; Metazoa; Chordata; Testudines; Geoemydidae.